Molecule: messenger RNA, 1239 nt
Organism: Wyeomyia smithii (pitcher-plant mosquito)
Lineage: Eukaryota; Metazoa; Arthropoda; Insecta; Diptera; Culicidae
Gene: Wbp2
Product: WW domain-binding protein 2
Exons: 6
Coding region: 126-1058 (310 amino acids)
Biological process (GO): positive regulation of DNA-templated transcription
Cellular component (GO): nucleus
Molecular function (GO): transcription coactivator activity; chromatin DNA binding
Source: RefSeq, a predicted model, not a curated record
CGGGUAAGACGUCAAAAUCAUGAACAUCAAAACAAAUAGUUGAAUGACUCAUUCGUGUUUUCUGUAAAAAUAUCGGUUUCUGCAAAAUUGUGAAAUUAUUGUGUACUGGAUUUUUGAAUUCAAAGAUGUCUUUAAACACUGCGCACGCUAAUAAUGGAGUGCUAAUCCAUGCAGGAGAAGGCAUUCUGAUAUUCUGCGACAAGGUGACAAUCGAGUUCUCUGGACAGGACAGUUCGGUAUUCAAGGGUACCAAACAAGGGCGCGUCUACCUUACCACGCAUCGAAUGAUAUUUAAUAACAAACAUGCGAGUGACGAAAUGCAAUCGUUCAGUUUCCCGUUCGUUACACUAAAUGAUGUUCAAUUAGAACAACCAGUUUUUGGAGCAAACUAUAUUAAAGGCAAAGUUCGAGCCCAGGAAAAUGGGAAUUGGACUGGAGAAGCAAAAUUUAAGCUAGUCUUUAAGAAUGGAGGGGCGAUUGAUUUUGGGCAGGCCAUGCUGAGAGCAGCCGCUAUGGCUCAACGCAACGCUGGCACGGCACCUCCCCCACCGUACACACCACCAGGAGGUGGAUGGUAUGCUGCUCCUCCCCCGGCUUACACUCCGAACCCGUACAAUUAUGGAUGGGUUCCAUCAACGACCGUUUUCCCGGAUCAGCCCGCCCCUAACUCGAUCUAUAUGCAUGAUAGUCCACCGCCAUAUCCUGGCAUAAUUGCUAACAAUCCACAACCGUAUCCACAACAAGGCUAUCCGCAACAGGGUUAUCCGCAGCAAGGCUAUCCACAACAGAAUGGUUAUCCUCAACCACCACAACAAUUUGGCUAUCCGGUGCAAAACGGAGCUCAAGGUUAUGGUUUUGUUAAUUUACCACCACCAUCGGAUAAUCCAAGUGGAGCAGCGGGCUUUACCCAGCCACAGGCUCCUGCAAACUCGAAAGAAGCUGAGGCAGCUCAAAGUGCCUAUUACGACCCAAAUAGACCGCAAACCGCCUAUGUACCAUCACAAACAUACUAUGAACCUCCACCAAGCUACAGUUCAUUGAACAAAAAGGAACAGUAACUGUGUACUAUACGAUAUGUUUUGCAAAUAUCCAGCGCAUUAUGAUUCUUUCUAAGUAACAAAUCGAGAGUUGUUGAAAUAUCCUUCAUUCCUGCACGCUUCUGGCAAUAAAGUGUUGGGUAAUAUAUAAUCGCACUACUAUAAUUUUAAAUAAUGUCAAAAUAAAUAAUGUCAAAUGUUA